Polychytrium aggregatum is the source of this 3391-nucleotide messenger RNA. RefSeq lists its product as uncharacterized. The record is from RefSeq and is a predicted model, not a curated record. The coding region runs from base 392 to 3265 and encodes 957 amino acids. Gene Ontology annotation, cellular component: cytoplasm. Gene Ontology annotation, biological process: protein phosphorylation; intracellular signal transduction; microtubule cytoskeleton organization. Lineage: Eukaryota; Fungi; Chytridiomycota; Chytridiomycetes; Polychytriales. Gene Ontology annotation, molecular function: protein serine/threonine kinase activity; tau-protein kinase activity; ATP binding. The transcript is spliced from 7 exons.
GGUCUUCCCAGGUCUGUCCGGGUCUGCUCGUCAUCUGCCCGUCAUCUGCCCUCUGGCAUCGGUCUGGCCACCACCGGCGUCGGUGUGUCUGUCGUAUCCGUCUACUGCUCGGCGGCUCUGCUUCUGGCGUUUCUUGUCCAUCGUCUGUGUCUCGUCGCUUUUCACCACCGGCUCCUGCCUCGGCUGUCGGUGCCUCGACCACGCUCGUCGUCGUUUGCCCAUCUCUCCGGACCUUUGGUCGGCGCAAGUCUCCUUACUUGCACCCGAAUCGCUCCUGUCUCGGCGACACUACCAUCCGUUCUUAUCAGAGCUGUUUGCUGUCGUUUUUCAGGGCCCUCUCUAUCUCUCUGCCGCUCUCCCGUCUCCUGUCUCCUCCAACCCUUCCUGAGGAAUGAUCGACCACGCAGAGCAGCCCGUCCCGCUCCCGUCGCAGCCCCAGAAUGAUCCAGCGGCGCAAUCUUCCUCGGCGCAUCGCAGCGAGCACCGGCCUCGCAAGGUCAUCGGGGCCUAUCGCCUCACAAAAACCCUUGGCCAAGGCAGCAUGGGCAAGGUCAAGCUCGCUGUACACUCCGAAACCGGCGCAAAGUAUGCGUGCAAGAUCGUGCCCCGUCCUCCUGGCGCCGUGCCCAUCCCCGAUACCACCUUUGUUGGGCCGACCCACUCCAUCCGCGAUCUCCUGGCGUUGUGUGGCAAGGAGUACGAGUCCAAAUCGGCGUCCAAGAGCUCAUCCAAAACCGAGGGCUACAAGGAGAUCCGCAUCAUCCGUGAGGCUGCCAUCAUGCUCCUCCUCGACCACCCUCACAUCUGUGCUCUCUACGACUUUAUCGUCUACGAUGGCUUCUACUACCUCUUCUUUGAGAACGUCAACGGCGGCCAGAUGCUGGACUACAUCAUUUCACAUGGAAAGCUGAAGGAAAAGCUCGCUCGGAAGUUCAUGACCCAGAUUGUGUCCGCCGUCGACUAUUGCCAUCAAAACUCGAUCGUCCAUCGAGAUCUCAAAAUCGAAAAUAUUCUGAUCGAUCGCUCAGGCAUGAUCAAGCUGAUUGACUUUGGCCUCUCGAACCUGUGGUCUCCGCAUGCGCACCUCUCGACCUUCUGCGGAAGUCUGUAUUUUGCGGCGCCCGAGCUGCUCAGUGCCAAGAUCUACGUUGGCCCCGAAGUCGACAUCUGGAGCAUGGGCGUCAUCCUCUAUGUCUUGGUCUGUGGAAAGGUGCCCUUUGACGACACCAGCAUGCCCGUGCUCCAUGCAAAGAUCAAGGCUGGCAACGUCGAGUAUCCCUCCCACCUUUCGAACGACUGCAAGCGCAUCAUCAGCCGAAUGCUUACGGUCAAUCCUGUGCAGCGAGCGACCAUGCAGGAAAUCAAGAACCACCCCUGGAUGACCAAGGGCAUGGACGAGAUCGUCAGCAACCUUAUCCCCGAUCGUCUGCCGCUCACCCCCCCAUUUGACAUGGAGGUGAUCAAGCGCAUGAAGGGAUUUGAAUUUGGAAGCGACCAAGAUGUCCACGACCAGCUCAUGCGGCUCCAUCAAGGCGAAGGCCUUCCGCUGACCCGAAAUCUGAUGGGGGGACGGUUCGCUGGUCCGGACUCGCCUCUCAUCAGCAUUUACCACCUCGUCGAGGAGCGCAUGGCCCGUGAGCGGGCCGGAAUUCCCCGUGGGCAGCUCCAGAGCGCCUACCCACAGCUUCGGAUCGAUACGCGUGUGCAGGACUCUGAGAGUCGGACCUUUGCCAUCCCGGGUGUUGUCAAACGCCAAGCCAGCACCGGCAACGUCCUGCGCGCUAGCACCACCUCCAAGAACCACCCGAACGUCGUUGUCAUGGAGGGUCGCACCAAGUCCAAUGCCACCCCGAUCCCCGGUCGGGGCGACAAGUCUGAGAUCCCCGAGCCCCCCUCUCCCCUGACCUCCCAAGGCAUGUCGAUCACCCACUCCAGCUCCUUUGGCAAUGCUGUCCGGCGCCUCAGUAUCGCCAUCAGAAGCAAGCCGCACAUUGCCACCGAGGAUGGCACAGAGCCGGCUGCCGCCCAGCUGGCAAAGUCGUGGCACCCUAAGCUCCAAACUCGAUCGACUUCGGAGCGGGUACUCAAGGAGGAUGGUGCCGAGAGCAUCGGCCAGGGCAACGCCUUCUCGGACUUUUGGCGGGCUGCCGUCAGCGGCGGGAAAAAAUCGAUUCAGGGUGGCCAGUCUGCUCAUCCUGCACCAAUUCAGACACAGCAACUCCAGACCGGCGAUCCCGGUCAUGGCGAGAGAGGCAUCUUUGACAUGGAGAUGCCCCCCGCCUCGGCCGCGCCGUUUGACCACCGUGCCCAGCGCCCAACAGCCAUCACCUUCACCGACAAAACCAACACCAUGACCUCGACCCGCACACAAGAUGAGGACGAUGGCUCCAAGGUCUAUCCCGACGUCCCGCCGGAACUCUCGGGCGCUGCAGACGAGGAGUACUCGUAUGGCAAGUUUGGCACUCUGCAGGGCCGCAAGGGCCGCGCCGACGACCACGUCACCACCAUCUCGCUCAAGGGGCUGUUCUCCGUCAUGAAUACCUCGACCAAGAGCCCCAAGGUCAUCCGCGAGUGCUUGCUCCAAGCCCUCAACCGCAUGGGCAUUAUUGUGCAAGAGUACUCUGGUGGCUUCGAGUGCGAGUAUCUGCCCUCGGUGACAGGGCUCUUUGAUGCCGCAGAUGGCCAGCCUGGCGGCGUGGCGGGCGCCGUCGAGGGCAGCGCCAGCAACACAUCCAAUGGCAACAGCAAUGCCGUUGGCAUCAGCACCACCACCGCCAGCGGCGCUGGUCCUCUCCAAGGCAAGUUUGCGCCCCUGACGUUCCUCAAGAACAAAAUCAAGGGAAGCGCCGGCAACAGCAUCUCGUUUGACGCCACGACCGGCCGCGACGCAGAUGAAACCCCUCCCGCCAGCGCAGGGCUGGUUGGAGAUAUCCUCCCGCCGAUCAAUCGCGAGCCAACCGAGCCGCGCCGGGGCCACGGCCGAUCUCUUUCGUCCUCCAACGAGAACAGCACAUUCCGCUCUGCUCGCAGUCCGCUCAACCAACUCGACUUCUCCGGUAGCGGCGGCAGCGUCGGUCUUGCGCAGGGCUCGUCCAGCACUAGCGCGGCAGCGGCCACGUCGAAUGUCCGACCGAUUCACUUUGAGGUCAUCAUCGUGAAGAUGAUGUGGGUCAAUCUGCACGGCGUGCAGUUCCGCAGAAUAUCGGGUGAUGCAUGGCUGUACAAGCGCGUCUGCACCAAGAUUCUGGACAAUGCCCACCUAUAGCCGACCAAGUGCCAUGCAGGCCAUGUACUAACGCUCGACCGCGCACCCCGUGGACUGUCUCGUAGCCGACAUCCUGUCUAUCCUUCAGACUCUUCUCUUUUGUUUCUCCUCGCUCGGCCAAAUGCA